This is a messenger RNA of Maudiozyma saulgeensis, 411 nucleotides long. The record is from the annotation of a GenBank genome assembly. Lineage: Eukaryota; Fungi; Ascomycota; Saccharomycetes; Saccharomycetales; Saccharomycetaceae.
AUGGCUGAAGAAUUAUCUCCAACGACAAGUAGAGUCGAUUUAACUAAACAAAGUACUAUUAUAGAUUCAAACGGUCAAAAAAUUGACUUAAAAUCUUUAUCACCACAAGAAUUAAAAUUAUAUAAUUUAUAUGGUAAAUUGCCAUCGAAGAAAGAUCUAUUUAAACAUAAAAUGCAAGAGAGAAAAUAUUUUGAUAGUGGUGAUUAUGCUUUAAAAAAAGCUGGUGUAGCUAAUCCAAGUGAUGUAUCAAAUAAUAAUUUACCAGUGACUAAUCCAAGUGGACUUAGAGAAUCAAUUAUACGGAGAAGAUUAAGUAAUAGUGCAGGUAGUAUAGAUACAUCAUCAUUUAAUCCAGUAGAAAGACAAGGUAGUAUAUCAAGUGGACCUCCACCAAGAUCACCAAAUAAAUAA